Molecule: messenger RNA, 1536 nt
Organism: Diatraea saccharalis (sugarcane borer)
Lineage: Eukaryota; Metazoa; Arthropoda; Insecta; Lepidoptera; Crambidae
Source: the annotation of a GenBank genome assembly
AUGCAACCGUCUAAGCUGAGGCAGUUUUAUCAGCUGAAUACACUCAGCAAUAUUAUAGCGAGAACAUUCACUUCAGAUACAUCCAACACAGAUAGGAGACAACUCAAAUCAUGGAAGCAAAUACCUGGACCUUCUUUGUGGGAUUUAAUGAAAGAAGGAAUACCGGGAGUUAAAGAAGAAUUAAAUUUCAACGAUGGACUGAAAUUUGGAUUGAAUUUAUACAAAAAAUAUGGGCCGAUCGUGAAAGUAGAUGGAUGUUUAGGAAGACCGCCAGUUAUAGCUUUGUAUGAUCCUGACUAUUGUUCACAGAUUUUACAUUCUGAAAAUUGGAUGCCAAUUCGUAGAGGUUUUGAUUCAUUGGAGUAUUAUAGAAAAUUUAAGCGCCACAAAAGUAAAGAAAAUCAAAUUAAGUCGAACGUGUAUGGUUUAAUAACAGAUCAUGGUGAAAGUUGGAAGCAAUUUCGAUCUACCGUCAACCCAGUACUUUUGCAGCCAAAAACUAUUAAACUUUACACCGCUUCAAUAGACGAAGUAGCACUGGAUAUGAUCGCUAGACUGAAAUCUCUUCGUGGAGAGAACAAUAUGAUUCAGAGUGACUUCGCUAUGGAAAUGAACCUAUGGUCACUGGAGUCGAUAGCCCUAGUCGCUCUGGGUCGCCGACUCAGAUGUUUUGACUCACAUCUGCCAUCCAACUCGCCUGAGAAGAGGCUCAUCCGUUUAGUUCAUGAGAUUUUUACGGUGGCUAAUAAUUUAGACUUCAAACCAAGCUUCUGGAGAUACUUUCCGACAACAACUUAUAUGAGAGCCAUGAAACUUUACGAAGAACACGAAAGAUUAGCAUGUUAUUUUAUAAAUAAAACGAUUGAAGAAUUCCAGAAAGAGAAUAAGAGAAAAUUGGAUGAUAAUAAAAGUGUUUUAGAAAAGUUACUUGAAAUAAAUAAAGACAUAGCGGUCGUAAUGGCUAGCGAUUUGCUUCUUGCUGGUGUUGACACGACUGCUAACACAAUAACGGCAAUUCUUUUUUUGCUGGCAACUAAUCAAGAGAAACAGGACAAACUUAGAGAAGAAAUACGGACUAUAAAAGAUCCAAACCAACGGUACUACUUGAGAGCAUGUAUUAAAGAAUCUUUAAGAAUGAUGCCUGUGGUAUCUGGGAAUAUAAGAGAUACUACGAAGGAAUAUAAUGUACUCGGUUACUCAAUACCUGAAGGGAUAAUCAUAUCAUUUAUGCACCAAGCUAUGUCCAUGAUGGACGAACACUUCCCUCGAGCGUCAGAAUAUUUACCAGAACGGUGGCUAGCCAAUAAAGAAGAUCCUAUGUAUUAUCGAAAUGCUCAUCCAUUCGUUUAUCAACCUUUUGGCUUCGGAGUUAGAAGUUGUAUAGGACGACGUAUCGCGGAGCUGGAGUUGGAUAUCUUUCUGGUCAGGCUUAUUGAGAAUUUUAAGGUGGAGUGGUUCGGACCACCGCUUAAGUCCAAGUCUGCUUCAAUGAACUACAUGAUAGGACCACACAAUUUUAUAUUUAAGGAUGCCUGA